Molecule: messenger RNA, 7271 nt
Organism: Canis lupus familiaris (dog)
Lineage: Eukaryota; Metazoa; Chordata; Mammalia; Carnivora; Canidae
Gene: SCAF11
Product: SR-related CTD associated factor 11
Exons: 16
Coding region: 268-4647 (1459 amino acids)
Biological process (GO): spliceosomal complex assembly
Molecular function (GO): RNA binding
Source: RefSeq, a predicted model, not a curated record
GCCAGACAAGGCGGGGGGAGGGGGAGCAGCGGUGGCGCAAGUCGCGCGGAGCAGCGCAGCCCGGGGCCGCUCUCGCCGCCUCCCGACCCGGCGCCCCCGGCGACAACUCCGAGCGGGCCGCGGAGUCCAUGUUGGGGAACUUGGCGUCGUGACGGGGACCCGCCGGAGCGAGCGCCUCCACCUCGGCCUGAGAAUAGUUUGCUGGAAAACUGAUUACGUGACCCCUUGUCUUCAAGAAUCUUAAAGGAAACCCUUUCUCAAGGAGAAAUGAAGAGGAAGACUGUAUAUACCUUAAAUGUGGGAGAUCGGGAGUAUGAAGAUAUGGAAGGUGAAGAAAACAAAGAUAAUACUGCUACCACUGGUCUGUUGUACAGUGAAGCUGACAGAUGUCCGAUAUGUCUUAAUUGCCUAUUAGAGAAAGAAGUUGGUUUUCCAGAAAGCUGUAAUCAUGUCUUCUGCAUGACCUGUAUUCUUAAAUGGGCAGAGAUACUGGCUUCAUGUCCUGUUGACCGAAAACCGUUUCAGGCAGUGUUUAAAUUGAGUGCAUUGGAAGGUUGUGUUAAGGUUCAAGUAAGAAGACAGUUGAGAGAAACAAAAGACAAAACUGAAAGUUCUUUUAAGAAACAGCUCUCCUGUUGUGAAAAUUCUAAAAGCUAUAUGAGGAAAAAAGUAAAAGAAGAUCUAUUAAGUGCAAAACUUAAUGACUUGAAGAUGACACAUAGAAACUCUUCACACAGUGAAAUGGAAGGAAAGAAAAAUGGAACAUUAAAGAUAAAUAAGCCUCAAAGAGCAAAUCAGUGUACCAGUCAGUGCUUCAGAAAUUUUUUCUCCAAUAUGUUUUCUUCUAGUAAUCACACUGGAGAAUCUUCUUUUACCUGUAGAACUUACUGUACAGAACUUGGUGAGGUCAGCGAAAUGAGUGCCUUGAUUAGGCAGAAGAGACAGGAAUUGGAACUGUCCUGGUUUCCUCAUAUGUCACCUGGAGCUGGGAGAAUUGGUUUUAUACCCUGGAAUAUUGAAACACAAGUGCUUCCUCUCAUCUCUCCUGUGUUGCCAAGAACUAUUUUUCCAACCAGUACCAUAUCUUUAGAAAAUCUUGGUACCUCUUGCAAGGGAUAUGCAUUAGCACAUACUCAAGAAGGAGAGGAGAAGAAGCAAACUUCUGGCACAUCAAACACCAGAGGAACAAGACGAAAACCUGCAGCAACAACUCCUACCAGGAGAUCGACACGUAACGUGAGAGCUGAAGCAGCCGGUCAGUCUCAGAGGUCCCCAGUAUCAAAUAAUUCUGGGUGUGAUGCUCCAGAUAACAGCAGUCCAUCUGUAAGCAUUCCCUCUUCAGCUGCAUCAGAAAAGCAAACAAGACAGGCUCCAAAACGGAAGUCUGUAAGAAGAGGAAGGAAACCACCUUUAUUGAAAAAGAAACUUCGGAGCUCUAUACCUGCCCCUGAAAAAUCAUCUUCCAGUGAUUCAGUAGAUGAAGAAACAGCAGAAUCUGACACACCACCUGUGAUAGAGAAAGAGCACCAAUCAGAUGUAGAAAGUGGUAACAGUUGUACUGUACAGGCAAGUGUAGAAAAUGUGUCUGCUGAUAACUUGAAAAGUUGCAAUGAACAGGUAGAAGAAAGUGAGGAACAUACUGAGAACCAUGAUCCAGAGGAAGCAGUGGAAUCUUCAUAUUCUGAGUCUCAUACCCAAGAUCCUCCUGAACUAGUUGAAGAGGAAGAGGAAACUCAAAAAGUUGAGAAUACAAGUAUAGAGGCUAAUGUUUUAUGUUUAGUAAGUGAGACUCCUGAAGAUAUUUCUGGAAAAGGAGGUGAUCUAUUGGAAAAUCAAGACCAAACAUCUGGACCUUCAGAAUCAGAGGUAAAGGCAGAUAAAUGCACAGAUGAUCAUUCAAAUGAUUUUCUUACAUGUUCAGGGUCUGAAAUUGAAUUACAUGAACCUGUACCAAGCUUAGGUGAGUUCCCAGAGAAUGCAGUCUCUGUGGUUAAUGAAGAAAAAGUUAUGGAGAAUCCUGUAGUAGAAGUUAUUGAUCAUAAAGAUUCAAUAGUAAAAACAGAACAGCUUGUAGACAGCCCCACAUUAGAAUCUUCUGAGAGUAAAAUUAUACAGACAGUGGACAAAAAAUCCAUAGAGAGUUCAGAGGUUCAAUUGCUUGGGCACGUUGAAACUGAAGAUGUAGAAAUAACUACAGCCUGUGAUACUUCAGAGAAUGAAAAUUUCAAUAGUAUGCAAGACUCUAGAAGUAAUUUAUUACAAAAUAAUCUUAACACAAAAUUAGACAAAUGUUCAGGAGAAAAGACUGAAUCUCCUAAUGAACAUUCCAGAUCUGCAGAAUUGCCUCACACACACAUUGAACAAAUUCAGAAGCAUUUUAGUGAGGACAAUAAUGAAAUGAUACCGAUGGAAUGUGAUUCGUUUUGCAGUGACCAGAAUGAAUCUGAAAUUGAACCUUCUGUAAAUGCUGAUACUAAACAAUUGAAUGAAAAUUCUGUGGAGCAGAGUUCUCAAAAUAAUAUGCUGUCUUCUGAUCCUGCAAAUGAAAAAGUUGAAACUGCAUCUCAACCAUCUGAAAGCCCAGUAGAUGUGAUAGAGAAAGCCAAAAAGCCUCGUACCCGAAGAUCUAGAUUUCACUCCCCAUCUACAACUUGGUCUCCCAACAAAGAUACUGCACGAGAAAAGAAGCGGUCUCAGUCUCCAUCUCCCAAAAGAGAAACUGGAAAAGAAAGUAGGAAGUCUCAAUCACCAUCUCCCAAGAAAGAAUCUUCAAGAGGACGUAGAAAAUCUCGUUCUCAGUCCCCGAAACAGGAUAUCGUAAGAGAAAGGAGACGAUCCCAGUCUCGAUCUCCAAAAAGAGAUAGUAUGAGGGAAGGCAAGAGAUCUGUAUCACUCUCCCCCAAAAGAGACACUUCUAGAGAAAACAGAAGAUCUCAGUCAAGAGUGAAAGAUUCCUCUCCAAGGGAAAAGUCCAGGUCUCGGAGCAGAGAAAGAGAAAGUGAUAGAGAUGGGUCAAGGAGAGAUCGAGAUAGAGAAAGGAGAACCAGAAGAUGGUCUAGAUCCAGAUCUCGUUCUCGGUCACCAUCAAGAUCUAGAACAAAAAUUAAGAGUUCAUCAUUUGGUAGAAAUGACAGAGACACUUAUUCUCCUCGGUGGAAGGAAAGAUGGGCAAAUGAUGGUUGGAGAUGUCCACGAGGAAAUGAUCGGUACAGAAAGAAUGACCCAGAGAAACAGAAUGAAAAUACAAGAAAAGAAAAAAAUGACAUCAGUUCAGAUGCUGCUGAUGAUCCAAAUUCUGCCGACAAACAUAGAAAUGACUGUCCCAGUUGGGUAACAGAAAAAAUAAAUUCUGGGCCCGAUCCAAGGACCAGGAAUCCAGAAAAGUUAAAAGAUUCUCACUGGGAAGAAAACAGAAAUGAAAAUUCAGGGAAUUCUUGGAAUAAAAACUUUGGUUCAGGUUGGAUGUCUAACCGUGGUAGAGGUAACCGUGGCAGAGGCACUUACAGAGGUGGUUUUGCCUACACAGAUCAAAAUGAAAAUCGGUGGCAAAACCGAAAACCCCUCUCAGGGAAUUCAAAUAGUUCAGGGAAUGAGUCUUUUAAGUUUGUGGAACAGCAACCCUAUAAGCGGAAAAAUGAGCAAGAGUUCUCAUUUGAUACACCGGCAGAUAGAUCUGGGUGGACAUCUGCAUCUAGUUGGGCGGUGAGAAAGACUCUACCAGCAGAUGUACAAAAUUAUUAUUCACGACGAGGGAGGAAUUCUUCGGGUCCACAGUCUGGAUGGAUGAGACAAGAAGAGGAAACAACUGAACAAGAUUCUAACCUAAAAGACCAAACCAACCAACAUGGAGAUGGUUCUCAGCUACCUAUAAAUAUGAUGCAACCACAGAUGAAUGUAAUGCAGCAACAGAUGAAUGCACAACAACAGCCUAUGAAUAUCUUCCCAUAUCCAGUGGGUGUUCAUGCUCCUUUGAUGAACAUCCAGCGCAAUCCAUUUAACAUUCAUCCUCAGCUACCCUUGCAUCUGCACACAGGAGUGCCUCUCAUGCAGGUAGCUGCUCCUACCAGUGUAUCUCAGGGACUCCCACCACCACCACCCCCUCCCCCACCAUCCCAGCAAGUCAGCUACAUUGCUUCACAGCCAGAUGGAAAGCAAUUGCAGGGUAUUCCUAGUGCUUCUCAUGUAAGUAACAACAUGAGUACACCAGUCUUGCCUGCUCCAACAGCAGCCCCAGGAAAUUUGGGAACAGUUCAAGGACCAAGUUCUGGUAAUACUUCGUCAUCAAGUCACAGCAAAUCCUCUAAUGCUGCUGUAAAAUUAACAGAAAGCAAAGUAAGUGUUACAGUGGAAGCCAGCGCAGAUAGCUCGAAGACAGACAAGAAAUUACAAAUCCAAGAAAAAGCAGCACAGGAGGUAAAAUUGGCCAUUAAGCCAUUUUACCAAAAUAAAGAUAUCACCAAGGAAGAAUAUAAAGAGAUUGUGCGGAAAGCAGUAGAUAAAGUUUGUCAUAGUAAGAGUGGAGAAGUAAAUUCUACUAAAGUGGCAAAUCUGGUUAAAGCCUAUGUAGACAAAUACAAAUAUUCACGGAAAGGAAGCCAAAAGAAAACUCUGGAAGAACCUGUGUCUACCGAAAAAAACAUAGGUUGAAAUGGGGAGCAGUAUAAAGGACACUAUCAAGAUGUCUGCAAAGUGCAAUUUCAACAUGUACCUUUAAAUGAAAAUCAUACAUAACUGUGAUUGAAAUUUGGUUUUGAUAAAAUUAUUUUUUUUAAUGUAGAAUAUAAAGUUUUGUUCUAAAUAAAUAUAGUUCUGCACUGCAACUUCUUUAUCCUUUCCUCCUCCCGAAAAUAAAAGCAAAUUCAAGGGAAAGUAAAGGGAUUAAAGGAGUGUGCAUUUUUACUAGGACUGUGUUAUAGUGUGGAUACUGGAAGAUGUACAGCUUUUUGAUUUGAACAAUGGAGUGCAUAAAUUAGAGUCUUCUAAGUGCACUGGUUUUGAAAAAGAUAUAUAUAAUACAUUUAUUCUGUCAGGCUAAAAAUAAAGUAUGAUCUUUAUGAUUUUUCCCUCUAAUUAUAGAAAGUUAAAUAAUGUAUUACCGUGAAAAAUAUUUCUAAUAACAGAAUAUACCAAUUGCAGGGUUCAUAAUGUGUAUUUUUAAAGCACACAUCUGAAUAAAUUGCUUAGAUAGAAAACAAAUUAUCACAUAAGUAAAAUUCAGUGUUCAAAACUUUGGAACACUGUUAUUGUAUCACCAAAUAAAGGUUAUGCUGCUUGUUUUUCUUUUGUGCCUUUUUUCCCCCAAAUGAGAUGAAGCGGUUUGAUUUGCUAGAUUCACAACUUGGAAGUCUAAAAUUCUGUUGAAUUUAGAAGACCAGUUUGGGAAAAGUGUUUGUUGACUUUGUAAAAAUUAUGUUUUCAUGAGAUCUUCUACCUGUUAGAGAAAUGAUAAAUUAUUUGUGCAACUGGAGAAUUGCUGUUGAGUGGUGAUCCUCCCUUCCUUGGGAUGAAGGUGGACUCACUUCAGUGGCUUUCAGUUGCUCAUCUAAUCACUAAUGAAAUUCUUUUCAUACUUGAGAAAUCUCCAAAUGCUUUCCCGUGAAUAAAGUGUUAAUUAGGUGACCAUAUGGUAGCCAUGAACCAUGCUGCAAAACCUGUGUUUUGGAAUUGAGAGGAAUUAAAUAAAUGGAGUCUUGGUUAGACUUUCAGGGACUAGGGAUUUGAUUGUCUUUUUUUAAAAUACUAAUGUUAAUUUUUACAAAAGGUAAGUUUGAAGUGUUAGAGAGCCACUAUUUUAACUGGCAUCUUAGAAGAAAAAAUGAGUUAUGUCCAUGACAAAUUUUCAUUCCAGUAACAAUUUUUAAUAGAUACCAAAUAACUGGAAAGCGAUUCGGAUAAGAUGUUAUUAAUGGCUCAGAUAGAUGUAUGCCUCAUUGAGACAGAUUGAUCCUUUUACUAGCUAAACUAGAGAGCAAUACUCUGUAGGACUGUGCUUUUCUGAAGUAAAGAUGAUCUGUUUUUCAAGUUUAUGUGCAUAAUACUUUCUUGGUGCUAGCUUUGAUAAGGCAAAUAUUUUGAAUUGUUGGCCCCAAUAAUGAUUGUGCUAGUUCAUAAUCUUCAUUAGAUUAUGAGUGUAAUCCCAAAAAGUGUUAGAAGUAUUUCCAAGCAGUUCUUGAUCUUUAUUCUGCAUUUCUGGGCAUUUGUAAUAUGGUAUUCUACUGAUUUAUAUAUAUAUUUUUAAUUAAAGUUUGUGUUUAGAUACGAAGGGGAAAGAAGUUUGGAAGUAUAUUUCUUCUAAUAAAAUAUUAAGACUGUUUUAAAUAUCAACACACACCUCCUCAUUUGUUUGUUUUGAACUCUAGAAACAAUUGUGUGAACUUUGAAUCUAUUUUCAGUUAAAGCAGGUUCACACUUUGAAAAUUUUGUAGCAAAUAGCCUGAGAUGAUUAAUCACACAGUGCAUAUGUUUCCUAUAUUUUCUUUCAGUGUUGUUUGGGAGUAGGGUUACAUUUUAAAAUUUGCUUUAUACCAUUUAGCUUUGAGAACAUGUUUAAAAAUUUUGAAGGAAAACUAGGUGGUAUGGUCAAGAGUUAAAGUCUCACAUCUUUGGUAUCAGUGCCAUGAAUUAUUCCCACCUUUGAAAAUUAGAAGUGUGUAUUCCAUAUCUGCUUGGGGUACAUGGUUAGACUGCAUUUAAAAUGCUAAUGAAUGUUACUGGAUUAGAAUUCAAACUUAGAAAUACUUAAGAAUGUAUUAGAAAGUGCAUGCUUUAUGUUAAAAAACAACAACAAUGCUUUAACAUUCCCCAUUCUUGCUUUUUUCAGAAAUUUACAUUAAUUUUGCAUGUGUACAAACUUAAACAUUUUGUGGGGUUACAGAUUUCUUGUUAUUUAUUAAGAUUCAGUAUUAAGUUGGCCUUUGAAAUCUUGGUCCCAUUAACUUACUAGUCACAUUGACCAAUGUUUUAGGCUAUAGCGAUGCCUAGAAUUUUGAGACUAAAAGUAGUUACUUAUUAUUUUAACAUUCCAAAAGUUUUGUGAUUUUUUUUUUUCUCUGGUAAUUACCACAUUUUCUCCAUUUCGUCCUUUAAAUGGCCACAGUGUGUACUGUUUGAAUGUUCCAUUCGAAAGAUGUAGCUUCAGAAGCACAGUGGUUGCCCCAUGGUCCAUGAGACGUUGUUUGUAGUACGAGGAUGGAGUGCUGUCUACUGAAACAAUACUCUUAAACAGAUAUGUAGUAUGUAAUAUUUUCUAAUAAAUUCUUUUGAUAAACAAA